GUCAUCUCCCCUCGUCGGUAUGAAGCUCGUGUUUGGGGUACUGCUGCUCGUGGCAGCAGCUGCGGCUGGGCCGCUGCAGACAUCACCUUCAAGAGAGUGUAGGCGUAGGUGUGCGCACAGCGAGGUAGCGAAGCUCAGUUACAUACCAGGCAUGACGUACGAGUAUGAACUGCACAGCGAAUUCUCCGUGCGCAUGACUAACGUUAGUCAGGAGGCCGAACUAGAGUGGUCAGCUACAGUCGCCCUCCAUGUCGAGUCACCGUGUGAAGUCGUCAUUGAAAUCAAGGAGCCAAUCGUUCAGGGAAAACCGAGUGGGUCAUUGGAUGAGCAGUUGACCAGAUAUCCGCUACGUGCGGUUAUGUUAGACGGUGUAUUCGAGGAGAUCUGCGUGGACCAAGACGAUCCCAAGGUUGCCGUUAACAUCAAAAAAGGCAUCCUGUCAAUGCUCCAGAACUCCCUGCCUUCCAACUCCUCACUUAAUGAUGGCAUCAAAGCGAGUGAGAUGGAUGUAAUUGGGAUUUGUCCUACUGUAUACAAUGUGAAGCAUGACGGAGACAAAGUUGUGGUCAAGAAAUCCAAGGACCAUCGUUUAUGCUCACAGAGAUACGGAGACGGAAGCGAGUCUCCUCUCUCGGCAAUACCUCUAAAAUCUGUCAUUCCUAUGAGGUCAUCACAGUCAGAAUGUGUGCAAGAAAUUCAGGGUGGCUUGUUCAAGACGGUCACUUGCCGUGACGACAACGAAAUUGCCCCCAUUUUGGGUGUUGGGAAGUCUGUGGCUGCACAGCAAAACUCAAAGCUGACUUUGAAAAAGACGAUGCGUACGGAAGCUGUCCGACAAAUCAAGAAUGCGAGGAAAACAAGUUUGCUUUAUGAUUUCACAUCUGAGCCUAAAAAUGCUUCAGCAGUUUCCGAAAUGGAACUAAAACUAAAAGGUCUCUGUGCCGUAAUUGAAAAAGGAAGCGUGACAAUGCAGACUGCACAAAUGUUUUCAGAUUUGAUAUCUGCAAUGGACGAUGUCGAAGAACCUGCGAUUUAUGAAGUUUGGAAAAAUAUCAAAAGCAAAAAGUACUGCAGCCAAUCGGACGACUUGGAAGCAAUUUAUCUGGACGCCAUACCUGCAACAGAAAACCACGGAGCAGUAAAAGUGAUGGCAGAGAACAUUCUAAAUAAACAACGCCUUUUCCAGUAUACAUGGCGACUUCAGACUUUAAAAAGAGUUUGCAGUAACGGAGUAGCUGCUGUCCAGCCCCUUCUUGAAGAUGAUGAUCUUCCUUCUUUCGUUACUCUGGCAGUUGGUACCGUAGUGAAGACGUAUUGCUCAACGGAAGGACGACAGUACGAUGGAACUUGCCGGAUGGAUGAAAAACUUCAGCGCCUGAUGCAGACCGUGUCUCAAAGACUCACAUCCUCUUGCACCCAAGCUUCCAACGACCGUAAACAUGAGAAGACUGCAGUGAUUUUGCUAAAGACUGUCGGAAAUAUGAAGAACAUUAGUGAUGUUCUGCGCCCCACUGUCAAAGAAUGUUUCUCGGACAGUAAAGUACCGUUACGUGUGCGCCUCCAAGCAGCUGAAGUUCUUAAAAACACCAAGCUCUCCAGAGAAGAUAUUGAGGAAAUGCUGGGCAUUGCCACGGACAAAAGUGAAAAAACUGAGUUGCGCAUCUUCGCAUACAAAACCGCAGUUUUGUCAGCCAGCAAAACUGAACUUGGUCAUCUCAUAACCAAAAUAACAUCUCAAGAAUAUAACGACCAAGCAAGAGCCUACAUUCUUUCCGACCUCACGAAUCUUCAGCUCACAGAAGCACCCUACAAAAUCGAUGUCAAAGAACGACUCGCUUCAUUCAAUAUAUCACAAAAUUAUCCAUCAAACUUAGUUAAUUCGUCCCACAGCUUUGAUUUUUCGAAAUUCACUCGGUCUGGGAGCUUUGGAUUAGAAUAUCUCCAGGAUGCAAUUUUCGACCAGCAGGAAAAAACUCUGAGGCAAUGGAGAUCAAAUUUAACAUUUGAUAUAUUCGACGAAAUUGUAAAUGUCGGCGAAUGGGGUUUCAGGCUUGAAAAUGUACCAGCUCUCCUUGAAAGCAUUCUGAAUUCUGAGAACGGAAUCGGUAACACUGCCUUGGGUAGGAUGUUGAAAAUGUAUAUACCGAAGCAGGGAGAAUCGUCGAGAGGGAAGUUGGACUUCUUCUUGAAGAUUUUAGGUCAGGAAAGAUUGUUUGUAAGUCUUGCAAGUGACGAAGAUUAUGCGUCAGACAUCUUAGCACGACUUUAUAUGAUUAUAGGUGAAAUCUACAACGAAAUCAUCACUCAAAAACAGAUUCACAGUUUUCAAGCUUUCCAGAGUCGGUGUAACCUUGAGAUAUCAACAGUCCAGGGCAUUCCCAUCUUAUUCUCGAGAGAUUUGUCAGUGGUUGGAAGUACAAAUAGCAAGGCCAGCUUAAUUGAACUGGGCUCUUCCUUCCAGUAUGCUCCUGUUGUUUCAAUAGUCGCAAAUUAUUUCAUUGGAUACAAAUUCGGUCCAGCUCUAGGUUUGAAACUCAACACCACAAUUCAUUCGUCAAGUGAUGUCAUUGUGAGCGCCAAAGUCAACCUGCCAAGUUCACUGUCGUUCAAACUUAACUUCCCUCAAGAUAAUGCAGAGGCCUUCCGUUUCGAAAACCGAGGCUACUUGAUGACUAAACUCCCCUAUGAACGCGAGCGAGCGCUCCCGCCAAGCACACUCAACGAUCCCCGAAUCAAGGCCGAAAACGUUUGCUAUUCUUCUGUUGCUGGCCUUAAAAUGUGCUCGGAUUACAAUGUGGCCGACUUGUGGGCUAAAACAGAUUACCCCCUUGUUGCCCCCUCUUACAUCAGAACCACGAUAAAGAAGGAAAAUCCUAGUAUUGAAGGUUUCGAAGUUUCAUUGACGGAGAAAUCAGAAUCUGAUGGAUACAGCAUGAAAAUUGAAAUUCCCGGUAGCGAAAAUCCAACCAAAAUGGCUGCCGAAAUCGGGUUUUCCGAGCAGCAAGAUAGAAAAGUCUUGAAGCUGAAGAGCAGAGUUGAGGAAAACGUUCAUUCACUCGAAAUGGUUAUUACGAGCAAAAAUCAAGGCAUCAAAUUGCGUCAGCUUGAAAUUUAUUUUGGAGUUGGAUCAUCUCCACCAGAGAAGGUUUUGACCGGCAAAUGCAGUCGAUCAGAUGAAGGGAAAUUAGAAGUAGCUCUCAAAACUAUGGGGGCACUUCGCUCUGUAAUACUCACUUGGGGGCUCUUCGCUCUGUAA
Molecule: messenger RNA, 3256 nt
Organism: Hyalella azteca
Lineage: Eukaryota; Metazoa; Arthropoda; Malacostraca; Amphipoda; Hyalellidae
Product: vitellogenin-like
Exons: 7
Coding region: 20-3256 (1078 amino acids)
Biological process (GO): lipid transport
Molecular function (GO): lipid carrier activity
Source: RefSeq, a predicted model, not a curated record